AGUAUAAAAAUAUUUAUGGUUUACCGCGGUUGUGCAAUAACUUUGAAAUUCUCGUGUUCAAAAUAAUAAUAAUUCCUUAAAUUUGUGCACUUCGGAAUUAAAUUUAUAUUUGUAGAAUAUUUAUAGGUAUUCUUAUUGCAUUCAAUUGAAUGUAUUUGAUUGUAUUUAUUGCGUAAUAAUGUGAGAGUUUGCUAAAACACUUUUAAUUGUACAAACAAUUACCAAAUAAAUUAUUCUUAUUUGAUUAAUGAAUAAGAUGGAAAGCACAGGGAAAGUUAAAACUGCCGCGUCGCAUUUAUCACCAUUAUUUGCGGGUGCCACUGCAGGCCUGUCAGUGGAUGUGACGCUGUAUCCUUUGGAUACAUUAAAAACUCGGCUGCAGAGUCAGCAGGGCUUCUACAAGGCUGGUGGCUUUAGCGGAGUUUAUAGAGGUCUUCUAACCGUAGCGACGAGCUCGAUGCCCACAACUGCGCUCUUCUUCAUGUCCUAUGAGGCCACCAAGAGCGUGUUCCAACCCAUGGUGCUGCCACACUAUGCGCCACUCGUCCACAUGCUUGCAGCCAGCAUUGGGGAGACGCUUGCGUGUUUGAUACGAGUCCCCACGGAGAUUGCGAAACAGAGGAAACAGACGUACACGGGGACCGAGAAACGCAGCAGCAUCCGGAUACUGUUACAUGCGUUCAAAACCGAGGGUCUUCGCAAGGGUGUAUACCGCGGUUUCCUUUCGACGGUCGUUCGGGACCUGCCCUUCAGCUUUAUAGAACUGCCCUUGUGGGAGUUGCUGAAGACCAGUAUCAGAGACAGGAAUGAUGGCAAUAUAAGCAGUUUUCAGAGCGCCAUGUGCGGCUCGCUCGCGGGCGGGCUGGCCGCGGCCGCCACCACGCCGCUGGACCUCGCCAAGACCCGCAUCAUGCUGGCCGAGGACUACGCGUGCACCCGCAAGCUGCGGAUCAAGCCCGUGCUGUCGGACAUCUACGGGCAGGCGGGCGUGCGGGGCCUGUUCGCGGGCGCGGCGCCCCGCACCACCGCCUUCAUGCUGGGCGGAUUCGUUUUCUUCGGCGUCUACGAGCACUCCAAGGGGAUCUUUGACCGGUACUUCGAUAGAUAACACUGGUCUAUGAAAAAAUGGAUGCCGGUAAAAAAGCGGUGAUAUAGCAUAGUGGUUAAAACAACGGCCUUCCUUCCGAGGGUAGAGCUCGAUUUCCGGCGCGCACUCCGUACACUGAGUAAUGUGCGUUCUUUAUUCAUGCAAUAUUUUUGUUUAGUCGAAGUUAUACUUCUUUAGCAGCUAUAGGAAGAAAUCAUGGGAGUGAAAUUGUAAGAUGAAACGAAAUGCGCGCGCACAUGGUUACACGAUUUUAGCAGGAUGAAGGUAGUUGCGAAAACGAGUGAGAGGGGAAAACAUUGUCCGCCAGCUGACUUUUUACGACGUGCGCGCACACCGUAAAAAAAACCCGACAACCUGCAGUGAGCUGUGAGGUUUGACAGUGUACACUUUCAAUUGUCAGUCUGCGGGCUCAUUCCGGUGAUU
Messenger RNA from Pararge aegeria (speckled wood butterfly), 1531 nucleotides. RefSeq names its product S-adenosylmethionine mitochondrial carrier protein-like. Lineage: Eukaryota; Metazoa; Arthropoda; Insecta; Lepidoptera; Nymphalidae. Gene Ontology annotation, cellular component: mitochondrial inner membrane. Gene Ontology annotation, molecular function: S-adenosyl-L-methionine transmembrane transporter activity. Bases 248 to 1108 code for a protein of 286 amino acids. The record is from RefSeq and is a predicted model, not a curated record. The transcript has 6 exons.